Culicoides brevitarsis is the source of this 1835-nucleotide messenger RNA. Its product is annotated as leucine-rich repeat-containing G-protein coupled receptor 5-like. Lineage: Eukaryota; Metazoa; Arthropoda; Insecta; Diptera; Ceratopogonidae. The transcript has a single exon. Gene Ontology annotation, molecular function: protein binding. Bases 179 to 1567 code for a protein of 462 amino acids. The record is from RefSeq and is a predicted model, not a curated record.
UCUCAUAAUUGCGCUUUUGUAUCUUACAUCGAUUUAUGUUUUUGUAACUUCUCAUUCUAUUUUUGAGGUAGAAUGUGAUGUCGAUUCUGAUCACUUUGACUUUUGUGAUCCCGAUGGGACUUCAAUUAUUUGCAACAUUGAUGACCUUCAUCUUUCGCAUAACUAUUCAAAGGAAGCUAUGCAUUCGCAUCAAGAACAACUUUUAAUCACAAAUGCCGACGAACAUAAUUUUACAAAAGUUGUCAUUCAUACCGGAUAUUUUUAUCGCUUUCCAAAAGAGCUGCUGACACAAAUGCCAAAAGUAGAGGAAAUUACUUUUCCUCCGAGUAAAAUGCAUGAAAUUUUGCCUGAGACAUUUUCAGAAGCAAAGUCGCUUAAAUCUUUGUCGCUGUCUUCAAGUGAGUUAAGGGAAUUGAAAGCGAACGUUUUUCAAGGAGCAGAUUCGUUGAGGGUUCUGAACUUAAUGGAGAAUAAAAUUAAGGAAAUUAAUGUGAAAGCUUUCAAUGGUCUUAGUGCAUUGAGAGACUUGGAUUUGACGUUCAAUGAAUUGACAAACAUCCAUCCGAAAGUUUUUGAUAGUCUCACUAGCUUAGAAGUUCUUCAUCUUUCGCAUAAUAAGCUCAAUGUUAUUGAUUCAAAAUUCUUUAAAAAUAAUAAAAACUUGGCGGAACUCAUUCUGGAUUGGAAUCAUUUGGAUACCGUUGAACUUCAGCUUCCCAGUAAAUUCAAAAGUCUUCAUUUGUCCUUCAACGGAAUCAAUAAAUUAUCUUUAAAAUCUAAAAACGAAGUGAAAAUGACAAAUCUUGAAGCUCCCUUUAACCGUCUCGAGGAUUUGAAGAUUGGAGAUGACAUCGAGAUCAAAGAGUUGGAUCUCGAGCACAAUACAUUUGAGUCUUUAAGCUCUUUGAAAAAAUUAAGAACACUAAAAGUGCUUCGACUAGGCGGCAAUCCAAUAACGGAUUUAACUGACCUCAAAGUUUUUGAUAACUUGUCAAAAUUGUACUUGAACGACGCCUUUAUGGGUUAUAAUCAUAAAACAUUUUCCGGUUUAACAAAUCUCCAAUUUUUAUCUUUAGGUGGUGCGGGACUCAAAACUGUCGACGUAGCAUGGUUCAAAAAUCUCCCAAAACUGACAACUUUGGAAUUAAGUUUAAAUAAAAUUAAAGAGAUAGACUAUGAAGCUUUUGAAAAGCUGCCUUCUUUGAAGAGAUUGGAAAUCGGUAUGAAUCGCUUUAAUUGUUCUUACAUCGAAAAAAUGUUGGAAUUUUUCAAUGGCACAGAAAUUAAAAUAACUGAUAUGAAUUUAGAAGAUUUUGUUAAUGGCAGAGACCUACAUAGCAUUUGGUGUGAAAAUGUCUGGGAAGAUGAUGAUGAUGAUGAAGAUGAAUUUAGUGAAAAUGGAAUUUCGGGAAUCCUUUUUGUCGUACUUGGAGUUGUAAUUGUUGGAAUAGUAACAUUUUUCUUGGUGAAGAAGUUUGUGAUAAAAAGUGGCGUCUCUCGUCGACCAAAUAGCAACAUCAGAAGUCCUGAAGAAGGUACUGAAGUUGGUUCAGUUGAAGUUCCAUAAAGAAAUGGGGAAGAUUUUUACUUCAAAUUUCAAUAAUUCGCAUAUUUUUGUUAAUCUUAAGUGAAAUUAUUUUAAAUAAAUGUAAAUUUUUUUUUCACGCUAUACCUUUAGGACGUCAAAACUAACAUUUUUCUCCAUGGAACAUAUGCUCGGAAAUGCAUCGUUUCGCUAAACAUUUAUUACCUUCAAAUUUUUGGAAUGCAAAAUGAAUUAAAAAUAUUUAAAAAAUAAGGCAGUCCAAAUUUUUGUUCAAAAUUUAUUUUUUUUU